This is a messenger RNA of Sycon ciliatum, 2734 nucleotides long. RefSeq names its product conditioned medium factor-like. The coding region runs from base 112 to 2148 and encodes 678 amino acids. Lineage: Eukaryota; Metazoa; Porifera; Calcarea; Leucosolenida; Sycettidae. The record is from RefSeq and is a predicted model, not a curated record. The transcript is spliced from 7 exons.
AGACCAUAAUGCAUAGGCCCGAUAGGGUCACUGUCAGGGCCAAAAUGUAGCAUGCAGGGCACUUCUUUUCUCAACCAUUUCUCUCCUCGGCUUUGAUGUUGUAGUGGCAAAAUGGCACCUUCGAAACAUGCUUCCCUAGUUCUGCUGCUGCUGUUCGGGGUAAGCUGCACUGGCUUUGCAAAACCAGCAUACAAGCACCUUGCUGGAGGACCGAGCGAGUUUCUUCCGCCAGCAGAUCCUGCAUCGGCUGCUGUCGAAUCGCAUAUUCGACUGCUGCGCGAUUUUCAGCUGAGCCCCGAAUCGGACAUCGCAAGCGAGGAGCAGCAAUUUCUCGUGGACAGCAAGGACUUCACGUUUGUCAUUCUCAGCUCAUCGGAUGGGCACUUGAGUGAUAUCGAGGCUAGUUUCCGCUCUCCCAAUGGCAAAGCAAUAGCGCCUUCAUACGUAUCCGGAGGGCCUUUCGGACUUGGCGGAAAUGCAUACCCCAGUAAAUCCCUGUAUUUCAACGAUGUUCAACAUGGCGAGUGGUCUGUGACACUGCAGCGUAGCGAGAAGUCCAAGAUCUCAGCCGGCGACGAGCCACUCAAGGCGUUCACAUUCGUCACGUUUUCGGACGGCGAUUCGCCUGUGUCGGUGUCUGUAUCGGCCGGUUCUCUGAACACCUUGGUCGGUGAAUCGUUGGAGCUGCGCGCUGUCGUGAGGGACCCGACUAGCCAGUCAGCUGUGCAAGGCGAUGGCGGCACGCCGCCAUGUGCUCCCAAUCAAGCCCGAGUUGAAACGGUGGAUCUGAUGGUGCGACAUCCGUCAGGAAAGACCACCAGGGAGCCCAUGCACAACGAUGACUCCAGCACGAAUAAGCUCACACCAGCUUUUGUUGCCAGCCUGGCAUUGGCAGAGGUCGGUAGCUAUCAAGCCGAGGUUGUUGUGCAAGGUCAGCGAUGUGAUGGCAAGGUUUAUGAGAGGACGGCAUGGUACUGGCUGACGGCUGUGGAGAAGAGCGCUACUCUCUCUGGUCAUGUUAUUGUCACGCCAUCCACAGCUGAGUACCACCGUGAUGUCAUCGCAGAGCAAGUAACCAUCAACUUGCUGCUUGGUGCUCCCAAGCUCAAUGCUGUUCCUGCUAGUCCCCCGUAUCGUGUCUAUGCAGAGAUUUUUAGCGACGAUGCGAAGAGCGGCAACAACUCGGCAAUACCUGUAGCUUGGAUUGGUGGUCUGUCGGACGUGUCCGAGGUCCAGUCAAGCCCUGCACUCUCCCUUCACCUGGACACGUCUUGGCUGCAGGGACACGGCGGGCCUUUCCAGCUGCGCAACGUGCGAGUCGAGGAACUGGAGACCUACUCGACUGUAGCGUCAGUGGCUGUUCUUGACUUGCCGCUGGACCCGGAUACGGUGCGGCGAGUGGCAGCUAUGAAGCCGGUGGAAACCAUUACCAGAGCAAUGCGUCAAGGCUAUCACGUGGGACGUAAAGCUCACAACCGCACUGUCGGCGCUGCACAGGGACCGCUGCUAUUGGUACACGGCUACUGCGCUCCGGAGACACCAUUCACGCUGAGCGACUUUUCCGGAUACAGCGAGUUCCAGGACUACCGGAAGAACCGGCUUAUCUCCGACUUUGGCGUGCUGGUGGCCGAGUUUGCAGCGGAGCACGAUUCGUUUGGUAUUGUGGCCCACUCGCAGGGUGGUCUGGCUGUGCUGGACAUGUAUGCCUACCUAGCCACCGGACUAGACAAUGCUGUUGGUGAACGGCGUAUUCAGACGCUGGCCACCCCAUUCCGUGGCUCGCCGCUGUCCGGACUGCUGGCCAUCAUUGGUGACCUGCUUGGCUUUGGCUGUGGUGAUAAUAAGGACCUCAGCUACGACGGUACAACAAAAUGGCUUGCAGGUAUACCAGUGGACGCACGGUCCGAAGUCUACUACUAUACUGGGCAGUAUUCCACGGGCAAUCUGAUCAACUACUGCAUUCUGGCAGCCAAUGCUGUACUGUCCUGGCCCAAUGACGGCAUGGUGGAAUAUUCCAGGACUGAUUUGUCUGGUGGUCACGACAUGGGCCAUUCCAAAGGCCAGUGCCACUCCGUGGACAUGCGUGACCCACCCAUUGCCAAGAAUCACGAGCGGAAUGUUCUCAUGAACUCGCUGGCUGCUCGCUGAGUACUUCGGCAGCCUGCGGCCUGCUACUGUUUCUUUCAGUGCCCAUCUGUCCAACCACUGGAGGACCACUCACGGCCCUCAUUUUCUCUACUGAUCUCAAAUGAAGUGAUCAUUUCCAAGGAUUUUCCUUUUGUCGCUUUUAUCACUAGCAAAUUUGAAUCUCUAUUCAUGUGCAAACUGGCUGUGCGUUUGACAUCUCAAUUGACUGAAAACCUAUCUAUUCUGUAAGUAUUGCCAAUGUCAUAGUAUUCAUUAAUUUUAUGGAGGUGAAGCGUCCUCUUACCAUUUUCUUUUUCUCUGAGAAUAUUUACAGGUUUACAGUGUGCUUGUUGAUUUCCAUUUCAAUUUUCAUUUCAAUUUUCAUUUCAAUUUUCAUUUCAAUUUUCAUUGGCUUCCGACUUCAUCUCAAACACGCAAUCUGGUGGCAGACAACAAAUCAUCCUUGUGCAUAUUUAUUAUUCAUUAUUGUUGUGACACAUUUCAGUUUCAGAACAGCAGGUCUGUCUGUAUCUUUGUGUAAGUUUCUAUAAUAUUAUUUGAAUCAGCUCAUGAAUGAGAACUUUCUACUGCACUAGCGCAUGCCACA